Messenger RNA from Volvox carteri f. nagariensis, 2698 nucleotides. RefSeq lists its product as uncharacterized. Gene Ontology annotation, cellular component: membrane. Bases 1 to 1158 code for a protein of 385 amino acids. The record is from RefSeq and is a predicted model, not a curated record. Lineage: Eukaryota; Viridiplantae; Chlorophyta; Chlorophyceae; Chlamydomonadales; Volvocaceae. The transcript has 10 exons.
AUGGGUCAUAACAUUUGGGGACACCUGGGAAUUGAACCCAGACCCACAAGAAGGAAGCCUCCAUCUCCACCCCGGCCCCCACCAUCACCCCCAAAGCCCCCUGCCAAGCCACGCCUUCCGCCCCGCAAGCCACGGGUUCCUCAAAAGCCACCUGCCCUGCCGCCGUCCCCACCCCGUCGCCCUCCCUCACCUCCUCGCACCCGGAACGGUGUCCGGCUGACCCGUGGGGCUGGUCGCAUCGGCCGCCUGGAGGUGUCCUUCAAGCAGGAGUACUACCCCGCCCAGUGGGGCUACACGGAGAACGGCGGCUGGGCGCCCCUGUGCGAUGAUGGCAGCGUUGGCCCCGACGAAGCCAUUUUCUUCUGCCAGCAGCUUGGAUUUAAGACGGGUCGCCAGUACUACGCAGCGGGCAUCAGCGACUUUGGAGCUGAUGAGGUUAAUACGCCAACACCUGUGGGUGGUCUGCUGUGCGACGGGUUUCCUCCGGAAAUCCCUGUCGGCAUGAUUGCUUUCCAGAACGAUGACGACCCCACCUGCUUCCUGUUCCGGUCCGACUGCAGCGAAGGGGCACUCGUUGCCCUCCAGUGCUCCAACGCCAACUUCACGACGCCGAGCCGACCACCUCCACCUCGCGCGGCUGGGCCGCCGCCGCGCGCGCCACCACCGCCUGAUAUGCCCGACGCCAUCAAAGUCUUGGACCUGGAACCGAACCUGGUAGACGCUGGCGGCAUGCGUGCCGGUAAUGGCCGUGUGGAAGUGCUGGUCAACAGUUCCGCGGGGGAGCCCGUCUGGGCGCCACUGUGCGCGACGGCGGAGGACCUGGCGCUGUACAAUCCACCAGAGUGGGGUCCCACCUAUUACCCAGAUCCGGUCGCUAACACGUCUUGCAAUCAGGAGGACCCAAGAACCAACACCUGGAAUACCGAGAUGAUUGGUUUCAUCCGCCAGCCGGUCCCAAUCCCCAACGACACCCUCCCCGUAAACUCGGAAGCCAACCUGUUCAACCCCGCCAAGUACACGCAUUGGGUCACGGUGGUGGGCGGCAAAAGCGAGAGCAAAUACGCGCUACAGGCGAUGGAUCUACAGGUCUCGACCACCCCCUGCGCCACUGGCUACAUGUACAGCCUGGCCUGCCAGUACCUUACUAUGUACGGAUGAGGCUAGGGGGACGCUGGAGUAGCGAAGGCAGGCAGGUUUCCAGGCAUGAGAGAGGAACAUGCAUGGGAGGGUGGGAGGGGUGCGAAGAUCUGAAGCCGUGGUGCAGCUCCGCAUGGCAUGGCUGGUUGGCUUCCUGCGCUAUGCAGACAGAUGCAUAUUUCGGCGUGGCGUGUUAUCCGUGUAGCUCGGGUGUACAGCUGGGUUUGACUCCAAGUGUGUCCCCCGAAAGUGCAGUUGGGCCCCCCAACUGGUUCUUCGCUCAGAGCCGCUUCGCACCUUAUUACAUGCAGCCUACGGGAGACGUUGCUUCUUCACCCUUGACUGUCAGGUUAGAAUGGUGCGCAUGUGACUGCGCGGCGGAGAUGCUUGUAUGUCGGGGUGGUGCGCGGUCCUGAUUUGCACGGAGUAAGGACAGCCAGAUGAUGUUGGGUUGCCGGUGGUGGGCGUGGCUUCUAUUCUGGUGCAUUGGCAGAAGAAGAAAAGUGCGUAAUGGAGCGGGGGCAGUGGUUGCAGGGCUUGCAUGAUACAUGCGUCUUGCUUUCUUUUUUAGUUGCGUGCGAUGUGUGAUCUGUUUCUUUCUUUCUGUUCGGCGUGGAUGCGGGGCCCGGGCGGGCUGUCUCCACCGCCAGGAGUUGGCUGCCGGCGGGCGGGGCAGGUCCCUUGGCUGUCUAUCUUGGUGGUCUAUCUGCCCCGACGCCUGAAUUAAGUUCAACCAACUUCAUCAUGACCCGUGCAUAUGUAGUGCUAAAUUGGCUAUUUUAGAGGAAAGCGUCGAUUAGCACACCAUUUGCGUGUAAAUUGCUAUUGCUUAAUUUAUCACCACAAGCGGCUAGAAUACGCUUUGGUGCUUUCGCAACAUCCAAAGUUCCUUUUAGCAUGGCUGACCGCGCGAUAGCAGACCUCGCGCAGGCGACAAAAGGCUGGUUUGGGGUAAUGCUUUACAUCUCAGCAUUACCAACAUGUGUCCGAAAUUUUCUUGUAAUUUCUUGUAAUUUCUUGUAAUUUUCUUGUAAUUUUUAAUACUGAAGUGUACACAGUGCUGAAGAAUGCUAGUUGAUUUGCUUUGCUUGAAUAUAAUUGAUAUGGGUCCCUUGUUCGGCCUAGGUGCGUUAUGUAAUGUUUUCGCCUGUUUUUAGUUUGACAUAGAUGUGCUGCACCACUUCGUGCGUGAGCGUGCUGCGCGAGGCGAAGUUAUAUUCAAUUACGUCAAGUCGGUAGAUAUGGUGGCGGAUUUCCUAACGAAGCCGUUGCCUUUGCCUCCGUUUGAGAAGUGCGCACGUGCGAUGGGACUGCGAUAGAGUGGUGCUUGUUUUUCGUGGAACUGUACUUUGGUUCUUUUAAGUGACGGCGGGAAGACACAAAUAUAGGCAGGCGGCUGGCAGAGGUGCCGAACGAAUACAUUCUGAAGUCGGAUGGGGUGGCGGAUUAGGGUGCUCCUCUAGCAGGGAAGAGCAGAGACUGCCCGGGAAAGGGGCCGCUGGCGAAGUUAACCACCCUGUAACAACAUACAAUCUUUAGUUGCUUGUAACAUAACGUGCAG